Molecule: messenger RNA, 1693 nt
Organism: Rubroshorea leprosula
Lineage: Eukaryota; Viridiplantae; Streptophyta; Magnoliopsida; Malvales; Dipterocarpaceae
Source: the annotation of a GenBank genome assembly
AAACAAAUGGCAUCAUGUGGCCCCCACUCUGCGUUAUAAAUCUCUCCAUUUCUUUCUUUCCCUUUCCCUUUCCCUUUCCCUUUCCCUUCCCUUUUUUCCUUUCCCUCCGCCAUAACUGCAAUCAGUUUCAUCCUCCAUUAAUUGCCCAUAUCCUGAUUGGAGUAGCAACUUGAAAACCACGACCCCACCUCUUCAUCUGGAUCCCACCCGUCAUUCCCAUGUAAUAGGAAAAAUUCGUCACUUACUCUGUUUUUCUCUCUUAUAUAUAUAUAUACAUAUAGCCAAGCUUUGAUUGCUGGAACUGACCCAAUUGCGAAAAAUGGCUCCUUUUGGGUUGUUCAGUUUGGCUCUGUUGAGCUUCUGUGCCCUUGUGCAGCCUUCACUGGUGUAUGGCUUGGGCCGAGGUAUGCUCCGAGUGGUGGACAGCGGUGAUGCUGAAGCGGCUGGAGCUGGAGGUAUCUGUGCUGCCUCGGUGACUAUAUAUGGAUACAAAUGCGAGGAACACGAGGUGAGAACACAAGAUGGAUAUAUCCUUAGUAUGCAGAGGAUUCCUGAGGGGCGUGUUGAUGGUGGAUAUGGAACUAAGAGGCAGCCGGUCUUAAUACAACAUGGUGUCCUCGUGGAUGGAAUGACAUGGCUCCUGAAUUCACCAGAACAAAAUCUGCCUAUGAUUUUGGCUGAUAGAGGAUUUGACGUGUGGAUUGCUAACACCAGAGGCACCAGAUUCUGCAGAAAACACACUUCCCUUGACCCCAUGGAACCGGCCUUUUGGGAUUGGUCGUGGGAUGAAUUGGUUGCCUAUGAUCUUCCAGCUAUUUUUGAGGUUGUAUUCAGCAAAACAGGACAGAAGAUUCAUUACAUUGGCCAUUCCCUGGGAACACUUAUAGGUUUGGCAUCCUUUUCAGAAGGGAAUCAGGUGGACAAGCUGAAAUCAGCAGCCUUGUUGAGCCCCAUUGCUUACCUAAGCCACAUGACCACUGCACUUGGAGUUUAUGCUGCCAAAGCCUUUGUUGGUGAGAUCACUACGUUGUUUGGAUUAGCAGAGUUUGAUCCAAAAGGAGAGCCUGUAUCUAAUUUCCUCAAGUCUCUUUGUGCUUAUCCGGGUGUUGACUGCUAUGACCUCUUAUCUUCACUUACUGGAAUUAAUUGCUGUCUUAAUGCUUCAACGGUUGAUCUGUUUCUAAAGAAUGAACCUCAACCAACAUCAACCAAGAACAUGGUGCACUUGGCCCAGACUGUUCGGGAUGGGGUUAUUACAAAGUUCAACUACGGCAGACCGGACUACAACCUGAUGCAUUAUGGACAACUAAUACCCCCAGUUUACAAUAUCUCCAACAUUCCCCUUGACCUUCCUAUCUUCCUGACCUAUGGAGGCCACGAUGCUCUCUCUGACGUUCGGGAUGUAAAUCUCUUGCUCGAUAACCUGAAGUUUCAUGACGUAGAUAAGCUUCAUGUUCAGUACAUCAAGGAUUAUGGGCACGCAGAUUUCAUCAUGGGAAUGAAUGCCAAGGAUAUAGUGUAUAAUCAAGUUGUUACUUUCUUAAAACACCAGCAAUGAUCCUUACCUCUAGGUUAAUUAUGUUCUAUGUAAUAACGGCCGGAACAAAUGUUUAGUGUUAACAUCUACCCUUUUAAUUAGUUUAAUUAUAUUUAUAAAAUGUAAUGAUUCAUAUAGUAAAGUCCUCUACAUCAA